Molecule: messenger RNA, 939 nt
Organism: Arctia plantaginis
Lineage: Eukaryota; Metazoa; Arthropoda; Insecta; Lepidoptera; Erebidae
Source: the annotation of a GenBank genome assembly
AUGAGGUUAUCAUUUCAUUGCUGUGUUCUAUCCCUUUUCGCCUUUAUUCUUCUUACAGAUGGAAUAAAGUUCCGAUGUGAUUACACAUACAGCUCAGAAAUUAAGGGAUGGCAGAAACACCAUAAAGUGCCAGCAACAUGGAACGAUGCUCGUUUGAUGUGUGCAAUUGAAGGUGGUAUUCUAGCUUCUCCUUCGACAGCGGAGCUCAGUACAUUUAUGGUUGGAUUAGCUAAUACAAGUGAGAUUUUAACCGGACUGCGAGCGACUUUCUCAAGAGGAAGUUAUUAUACCAUUGACGGAAUACCACUUGAUCAGAUUAUUCAAGACCAAACUUUAUUGCAGCUUGAUAACAAAAAUAACAAAGAAAAUUGUCUAGCCUUGCAAACUGAAGGUAAAUUUAUUGAUGUAGAUUGUGAUGAACCUCGUCCUUAUGUAUGCUUCAGAGCUAAAACCGAGGAGGAAAGUGAAGUUGAUGAGUGUGGAACUCCGGAUCCAGAAUACAGCUACGAUAAACGGACAAAAAAAUGUUAUAAACUCCAUACAGUUCCACGAAAUUACCAUCGAGCUCACUUUACCUGCAGCGCUGAAGGCGGUCACCUGGCAAUCAUAAACAGUGAUCAAGAAGCCACUGUUCUUCGCGAGCUUUUUGCUAAAUACCCACCAGCUAGAAUUGUUGGAAACUUCUGGAAAGAUGUAGCAUUCGUUGGGUUUCACAACUGGGGUGAGGGUGGUGAUUGGAGAACUAUUCAUGGUCAAACCCUCAAUGAAGCUGGAUAUGCCAGAUUUUCGCCUGGAGAACCUAACAAUUCAACCACAGGAGAAUAUUGUGGGGCAAUUUAUCGCACGGCUUAUCUAAAUGAUCUGUGGUGUGAAAAUGAAUACGCAUUUAUUUGUGAGAAAAGCAAGAACUAUCCCAGCGUUUGCGACAGUACUGGCUGA